AGUACCACGCUGGAAUUCACUGAGCUCCUGAGAGCGGCCCAUUCUUUCACAAAUGUUUGUAGAAGCAGUCUGCAUGCCUGGGUGCUUCAUUUUAUACACCUGUGGCCAUGGAAGUGAUUGGGACACCUGAAUUCAAUUAUUUGGAUGGGUGAGCGAAUACUUUUGGCAAUAUAGUGUAUCUUUAUGGACAUGGGAAACUAUUUAAACUGUUAAAAUAUAAAAUCCUGAACAAGUACAAAAAUAGUCACGUUAUUAAAGGAAUACUCUGGGUUUAAUGCAAGUUUAGAUCAACCAACAGCAUUUGUGGCAUAAUAUUGAUUACCACAAAAUUAUUUGCCCCUCAUUUUCUUUUUUUAAAAAAAAAAAAAAAAGCAAAAUAAGGGUUCCAGUGAGGCACUUGCAGUGGAAGCUAAUGGGGCCAUUUUGCAAUCAUUAAAAUACUCAGUUUCAAAAGUAUAACUACAAUACAUAAACAAAAUGUGUGAUUUUAGUGUUAUAAAAUCAUUUACUAAUCUUUUCUGUGUAAAGUUACAGCCAAUUUUACAACUUUGUUGCCAUGAUGAUGUAAUGUCAACAAACCCUAUAAUGACUGUAAAAAUGACGACUUUACAGCUCAAAUAAUACGAGUUUUAACAGAAAAAUGAAUGUAAGAGCUUUUAUAAAAUGAUAAGCUUCACAUUUAAACCCUCUAAAAAAUUGACCCCAUAUACUGCCAUUGUAAAUGCCUCACUGUAACCUCGAAUUAUAUAUUUUAAAGAAAAGGAGGAAUGAGUAGAAAUAAUUUUUUGUGGUAAUCGACAUUAACCCACAAAUGCUGUCGAUUGAGCUCAAUUUUUAUUGAACCCGGAAUAUUCCUUGAAGGUUAUAAGCGUGUGCUAACAUUUCUUUGCUGCUUAUGAAUGGGCAGCUGUGUGUAACAGUUUAAUAGGGAUUAACUGCAUUAGACAUUAUUUGUGCUUAACCCAAAUGUCAGUGUUAUACUGUGUCAUGGAAAAUCACUGGCCAACUAUACUACUCUAAACUAAGUAUAUUCAAUAUGUUUUGCGAGAAGUAUGUUUGACUGAGUUAGUUGUGUGAAUGGGUUACUCAACAGAUCCUUUCAACAAAAGCGGUCUGACCAAAGCCUAAAUUUAUUUUAUUUUGAUAAACAAAUCCAUAUGUAUAAAUCCAUAACUGGCUAAUCAGUCAAGCUUGCUAAUCAUUCCGCAUACACCAAUCGCACCACAAAUAUAGCAAAACAAAAUCUCUUUUUUAUUAUUAUUAUUAUUUUCAUAUAUAUAUUUAUAUAUUUGCACAAUGCAACCAAGCUUUAAAAUCGCAAAAGCUCUUAAAAUACAGUUUGCGGACCGGCCAAAAACAGCCGGACGGCGGCCACUAAUCUGAGACUCCUUCCGCAUUUUCCUGCAGCUCUGAUGCAGUGACGUGCGCCUCGGAUGGCCCCGUAAGGGCCGGUAGAGCUGGAGGCUGCAGCGCCUCGUAGCGUAUCGGCCCCUCCCCUCCGCGCUCUGCGGCGGCCCGCCCUACUCACUCAAGAGCCCCGUCUGCUCUCUGCCCGAGUCUGGGGGUGGGAGAAGGAAACCCGUACGGCCUUGGAAAUCCGUAGAAACUAAACAAUACAACAGGAUUUAUGUUAUGCAGAUGAAAGGUGGAGACAAUGGAUGAAGAUGUAACCACUCUCUCUCUCCAUUCCCAUGAGCCCAAAAUCAUAUUCCAUGGCACAGAGGAAGAUGAGGUGGUGGUAGAACUGCAGGAAUCGAUUCUCGUGUCUGAUGUGGAGGGUGAGAAGAUUGCGGUGCAUGGCUUUGCCCCCGAGGAGCUGGUUAUCCAGGAAGCUAUUGAGGAUGUGGUGGCAGAGUAUGUGCCAUGCACAGAUGAGGAGGAAGGUCUUGGCACCAUUGCUGUUGAGACCUGUGUGAUUUCACCUGAUGAUGUGGCUCUGGAGGAUGAAGGACUUCAGGUUGACGUGGUGACCGACGCUCCGGUACAGGAGGAUCCUGACACCUGUGGAGACUACCUCAUGAUCUCUUUGGAUGAAGCUGGAAAGGUGGUUUCAGAUGAGGAUGCUAAAGUCACCAUUGAGAGCACUUUAGAAGAUUCAGAGGAUGUGGAGAAGGAUGAAGAGGGUCAAGAGGUCAUCAAAGUGUACAUUAUUAAGGCGCAUUCUGGGGAGGAAGACUUGGGAGGCACUGUUGACAUAGGAGACACUGAGAUUGAUGUAGAUGAAAGCGUGGAGCUGGUGGAUCCCUCUGGAAUGCCUAUCAGAGAGAAGAUGGUGUACAUGUCAAUGGAUGAAACCAUUCAAAACCAGGAUGACAUCAAUGCUAAAAUGACAGAUGAAGUCUACAUGGAAGUGGUGGUGGGAGGUGAGGACCCUGGAAAUUCUCAGCAGACGCUCGACAAUGCAUCGCUCAGCAAAGACUUCAUGCCUGUGGCUUGGGCAGCUGCUUACGUCAGCUACAGCUGUACAGACAACACUCUUCAUCAAACCAGUGGGGAGGAUAGUGAAAGCUGUGAGAACAGGAAUGGAGCAGCUAGUGCUCUCCUGCACGUUGAUGAGUCUGACAUGAUAGAGAGGCUCAAUCGCCAGCGAAGCAAGAACAAGAGCAAAAAGCGUUCCGAACUUCGUCAAACAGCAAUCAUCAUUGGACCAUACGGCCAGCCUCUUACGGUAUACCCCUGUAUGCUGUGUGGCAAGAAGUUCAAGUCGCGUGGCUUCCUCAAGCGCCACACUAAGAAUCACCAUCAAGAUGUAGUAAAUCGAAAGAAGUACCAGUGCACUGACUGUGAUUUCACCACUAACAAAAAAGCCAGUCUCCACAACCACAUGGAGUUCCACACCCUUAGCAGCAAGGCUCCAUUUGAGUGUGAGGUGUGUGGUAAAGAGUUCCACCAGCAGGCGGCGCUGUUCUCCCAUCGCCUGCAGCACCACCAUAGAGAAUCCAAGCUGCAUAUCCCUGCACCCACCACCAAAAUGCACAAGUGCAAGUUCUGUGAAUACGAGACGGCAGAGCAAGGACUUCUCAACCGACACCUGCUGGCUGUUCACAGCAAGAAUUUCCCUCAUAUCUGUGUGGAAUGUGGCAAAGGCUUCCGUCAUCCUUCAGAACUGAAGAAGCACAUGAGGACUCACACUGGUGAGAAGCCUUACUCCUGCCUUUACUGCAACUACAAAUCAGCUGACUCUUCCAACUUAAAGACGCAUAUAAAGACCAAGCAUAGCAAGGAGAUGCCUUUCAAGUGUGACCGUUGCUUCCAGACAUUUGCAGAACCUGAUGAGUUGCUACAGCACGGACUGACGCAUGAGGAAGCCAAAACACACCAGUGCUCCCAUUGUGAUCACAAAAGCUCCAAUUCCAGUGACUUGAAGCGUCACAUCAUUUCUGUUCACACCAAAGACUAUCCACAUAAAUGUGAGGUCUGUGGAAAGGGCUUCCAUCGGCCAUCUGAGCUUAAGAAGCAUUCGGUGGCACAUAAAGCCAAGAAGUUGCACCAAUGCAGGCAUUGCAAUUUCAAAAUCGCAGAUCCGUUUGUUCUUAGUCGGCAUAUUUUGUCUGUGCAUACUAAGGAGCAGCAAGCUUUCCCUGACAAAAAGGGUCUUAAGAAGACAUUUGGACUUGGAGGGGGUAAGAAAAUUUUGGUUGGCACUGGUAUGUCCAAGGGCCAUAGGGAACGGCGUUUAUACCAGUGCCAGUAUUGUGACUACAGCACUGGUGAUGCGUCUGGCUUCAAGAGACAUGUGAUCUCCAUUCACACCAAAGACUAUCCUCAUCGCUGUGAUUUCUGCUCUAAAGGCUUCCGCAGACCAUCCGAGAAGAACCAGCACAUCAUGCGACAUCAUAAAGACCUAAUGCCUGCUUUGUGAGCUUUGUAAUGGCUGCCAAAAGCAACACCAAUCAGAGCCUCAACAGGAAGAGGUCCAUCCUAGAUUUGGGGAUGUAGCUGUAGCCUUCAGAGCCAAAGCUGAUUGCUGGAAAGCCGGCUAGGGGCUGUUUCAGACCACAGAUGGUGUAGGCAUGGUAAACAUGCAAGGAAAAAGAGAAAAGAUCGCUCCACAUUGGUCAUCACCCUGUUUCUGCUCUAAUAUAGAUGUUUUUGUGUGGCCAGUUUUCUCAGUCACAGGUUACACUGCUGUUGUGUCAAAGUAAAUGUUUUGAAGACUGCUCCACGUUUAUCGCAAGUUUCUAGCUUUAGAUUAAAUCCAACUUGCAUGUUAAAGGGAUAGUUCAGCCAAAAUUGAAAAGUUUCUCAUCAUUUACUCACCCUCAUGCCAUCCCAGAUGUGUAUGACUUUCUUUCUGCUGCUGACCACAAACGAGGAUUUUUGGAAGAAUAUUUCAACUCUGUAGGUCCAUACAAUGCAAGUGAAUGGUGACCAGAUUUUGAAGCUCCAAAAAGCAGAUUAAGUCAGCAUAAAAGUAAUCCAUACAACUCCAGUGGUUUAAUCUAUGUCUUCUGAAGCAAUCAAGUCAUGAUUUCAAGCUCGAUUACACUUUCUAGUACUUGAUGCAUGCGCAGAGCUCUAGAUGGCGCUAUAGGAAGUGUAAUUGAGCUUGAAAUCAUGAUCGUGAUUGUGUUCUGCAGAAGAAAGUCAUACACAUCUGGGAUGGCGUGAGGGUGAGUGAAUAAUGAGAGAAUUGUCUUUUUUGGGUGAGCUAUCCCUUUAAAUCAUGAAGGAUGGACAUCAAACAUGCCUUUAAAUUUUAAGUUUUGCCAUAUGAUUAUUAAGUUUGAAUUAUGGCUUCUGUAUUGUAAGAAGUCAAUAAGCUAUGGUGUGAAUCAGUUAUUGAAUGGUUUCUUAGCUUCAGAUAAGCAGAUUUAAUUAUUAAAACUAAUUUAAAAAAUCAAAACACAAUCUAUGGUUCCUAAAAAAACAAAUAUCAUGAUAUUUGCCCAUAUUGACAGUAGUUUUAUUUGAGAGCAAAUCACUUGUGUUUCAGCUCUGAUAGGCUCUCAGGAAACUAAUUUUAUUUUAUUUGAAGAUAAUCAAGGUCAGGAUCCACACAAAAUGCAUCUCUAGCAUUGGUGCAUUGAUUUUGCUGAUAACAACCAUUAUUUAAUCAAGCAAAUGAAUAGAACAUGAUGUAGGACAGGUUUUCUUGCUAGUAUUUCCAAGAAAAGUACAAUAUUACAAAUAGUGCUCAACCGAAAAGUCUUUAAUCAAAGAAUUAAUGACUGAUCAAAGAAUACAGUCAUUAAAUCAGGCCAAAUGGCUGUUAAUAUAAAUUUGUUUUAAUUUAGACAUAAAUUAAGAAGUGUAAUUCAUGUGUUUCUGGAAUGUGGUAGGCUGUGGUCUGUUUUUUUGUGAAACUCACCCUCAAAUUAUUAAAAUUAUAUUUUAUUUUUUACACAUACUGAUGAAAAUGUAUA
Molecule: messenger RNA, 5366 nt
Organism: Myxocyprinus asiaticus (Chinese sucker)
Lineage: Eukaryota; Metazoa; Chordata; Actinopteri; Cypriniformes; Catostomidae
Product: zinc finger X-chromosomal protein-like
Exons: 9
Coding region: 1655-3862 (735 amino acids)
Biological process (GO): regulation of transcription by RNA polymerase II
Cellular component (GO): nucleus
Molecular function (GO): metal ion binding; RNA polymerase II cis-regulatory region sequence-specific DNA binding; DNA-binding transcription activator activity, RNA polymerase II-specific
Source: RefSeq, a predicted model, not a curated record